Molecule: messenger RNA, 1132 nt
Organism: Camelina sativa (false flax)
Lineage: Eukaryota; Viridiplantae; Streptophyta; Magnoliopsida; Brassicales; Brassicaceae
Source: RefSeq, a predicted model, not a curated record
CAUCUCUUUCUCUCUAUCUCUAUCGAGUUAAUUUAGCUCUCGCUCUCUCUCAAAAAAAGCUUAAUAUAUUUUGUUAUCUUGGUCCGAAAAAGGAAAAAAAGAAAACAUGGCUCCCUCGUUUCUAAGCGUCGCAAAAUUCGUUGAGGCACUACUCCGCCGGAGAUUCUCCUCCGCUGGUCUCUCUCUUCAAACCUUACCCAUCGACUCCGAAACCACCAUACAGUUCUGGGGACCACCACCGUCGGAAAAUACACAAAAACCUUCGCUCCUCCUCCUCCACGGUUUUGGCCCUUCCGCUGUGUGGCAAUGGAGCCAUCAGGUGAAGCCGCUCUCUCAAUCCUUUCGUCUCUACGUCCCCGACCUUGUCUUCUUCGGCGGCUCCUCUUCCACCGUGGAGAACCGCACAGAGAUGUUUCAGGCUUUGUGCAUGGGGAAGCUCAUGGAGAAGCUCGAAGUCGAGAGAUUCAGCGUCAUUGGUACGAGCUACGGCGGGUUCGUGGCGUAUAACAUGGCGAAAAUGUUUCCGGAGAAAGUGGUGCUUGCUAGCUCCGGCGUUAAUAUGCGGCGGAGUGACAACGAGGCGUUCAUCGCGAGGGCCAAGUGUAACGGCAUCAAGGAGGUGAUGCUUCCUUCAUCCGCGUCAGAUCUCAGGAGAACGUCUGGGAUAGUUUCUUUUAAGAGACUCGAUUACGUACCAGAUUUUGUCUUGAACGACUUUUGCCAGAAAAUGUAUUCGGAGAAGAGAGAAGAAAAAGCAGAACUUUUGGAGGGGCUGAGUAUUGGGAAGGAUGACAAAACUAACGUUUCUCCGAUUCAACAGGAUGUAAUGCUGAUAUAGGGGGAGCAAGAUCAAGUUUUUCCUUUAAAAAUGACCCAUGACCUCAAAGAGACGUUGGGGAAAAUGGCGACGCUAAAAGUGAUACCAAAGACAUCACAUAUACCACAAACGGAAAAGUCCAAAGAGUUCAAUGGUAUAGUCAUGUCUUUCUUAGUAUCUCCCUCUCCCUCUCCUUCAAUAUAAAUGUAAACAUCCAUGUUCAAAUAUAGAUUGCAAAAUUUAUGGUUUCGUCAGUGUUUAGAAGUGUUUGUGUACAAUUUUGAAUUAAAUACAAAAAAUUGUAAAUUUGUAACA